UCAGUUGUGUGUUGGAAGUGCAGGUGGGAUGUCUCAUUUGAAAAUUUUCGAGGGUUAAGUGAGUGAAGUGAGGCUGAACCGAGUGUUUUGGUUGACUGCUUCUUCUUCUUCGUCGUGGCCUCACCUGUUGUUUUGGGUUGUUUGGUGGUUGUGGUGUCGCUGCUGCUGCUGCUGCUCCUGCUCCUGCAACAGGUUGUAACCAGACUCGGAGCUGCGGAACUUAACCGAGAAAAAUCGAAAGAAUCGUAAUAUUUCGCUUUGUUUGUGUUUGUGUGGAAUUCCUCAAAGGAAUAGACUUUUACGGACUUUUUCCCUUUAUACUUUAAGAUUUCUGUAAUUCACGAUGGGAGAUCAGUGCUUUUGCUUACGAUGGAACAACUACCAAAGCAGUAUGGUUGGGGUACUCCGUUCACUUUUAGAGGAAGGACAGUUUGUUGAUGUUACGUUGGCUUGUGAUGGGAGGAGAUUAAAAGCACACAAGCUCAUGUUAUCAGCAUGUUCAAACUUUUUCAGACAGUUACUCAAGGAAAAUCCAAGUGAACAUCCCAUUAUUUUCUUACGGGAUGUUAGGUUCUGGGAACUUGAAUCUAUUAUGGACUUCAUAUAUAAUGGACAGGUUAAUGUGAUGCAAGAACAACUGCCUGGUUUUAUCAGGACAGCAGAAGCUCUACAAAUCAAGGGCCUUGCUGCUGUUAAUAACAAUAACAACAACCUAAGGAUAAACCCGUAUAUUGGUGAUCAUAUCAAUCGUUUGCAAGAGAUGUACGUAGGGGGUGGUAUAGGUGGGGAGGUUGGAGGAGAGGCCUACCAGCCUCCCCCAUUGAAGAGACCUCGCCGACCACCGCCUGCCCACAGUCUUCCACUAAGAUCUGAAAAUUCAUCUACGGGUAUGAAAAGUCCUCCAGAAGAAAUGACCGUCAAAGCAACCACAAUCACAGCACUGAAUCAGUCUUCAAUUAAGAGUCAGGGAUCAUCAUACGAUGGACCGGAAGGUUCAGGUUUAGAACCUCUCUCUGGAGUUAGUAAUACAGGAUCAUCUGCUUUAUCCCCAGCAACAGCUAGUGGAGCAUCUCCUUCUACAAGGGCUGCUAGUCCAAGAGGUGUAGCAACUGAGAAAACACCUUUGAGUUUAAAAAGUGAAGAUGAAACCCCUUUGCCUGAUGGAGAAUCUGAAUCUGAAUUUAGUAAUCAUGACAGAUCAAAUCUGGGUGUUGAUAGUUUUAAAGAAAUCGAUUGGCCUUCUGGUGAGAAUUUAUCUCCGUUACCAUUAAAUUAUAACAAAGGAGGCUAUCCAGUUUGCAAAGUAUGUGGAAAAGUCUUCAAGCAUCAAGGAUCCUUGGUGGCUCAUUAUCAGGUUCAUCAAUUACGUACGAAGUGCCCUGUAUGUCGUAAAGUGCUCUCCCGACAUUACCACAUGAAGGUUCAUCUUCUGACUGUACAUAAAGUUCCGGAUGCUGAGAUAGAAGGUCUUCUACGAAGUCAAAAUAUUGUCUAGUAGUUUAAGAAGCGUGCUUUCUUCGGCUUAUAUAACUGUACAUUUUUAAUGUAAAAUAUAUGAAAUAAUACGUAUGUACACAAAGCAAUAUAACGGCUGUAUAUAGAAUCUGUAAUCACCCUCUUUUGGACUAGAUUCUACUGAAGCAAGAUUGCAAAGGCACCAGUCGGAGGCAGUAUGGCAAAGACUUGAAAAAGAGUUUGUCUUAUUGCUUAUGGAAAGGACUGUUACUAGAAGUUACCAAUGUAAAGAAAAAUAUUUUUUAUAUUUUCAUAUAUGUAAAAAACCUAGAUUUUUAAACUUGAACUUGAACUGAUUUUGAUGGCAAAAUCCACGAGUUCAGUGUACUGGAAUACUUAUAAGUCUAAAUAAGAUGAAAUUACUCGGUAUAAAAUGUCUAAAGUGGCAUUUAUAAUCAUGUACAGAGUAUAUCACACUUUUCUGAGUGACUUUACAUUUAUGCACUUCUUUAGAAACUCCAUAUUUCUUAUUUGCUGAUAUCAAGAGAUUACAGUUUUAUCUGACCUGUCUAUGUACAGUGUUACAUUUCUAAAUGCUUUAAAAGUAAGUUAGUUUUGGAACUUGCAAAGUCAUUAUAUUAAUUUCUCACUUUGGAUAACUUAAAAUAAUUUUAAAAUAAAAUAAAUAUGCACUAGUUCAUGUGUAAUAUAGGAAGUUAAAUAUUGCAUUUUAAAAUUUUGGUGAAGCCUUCAUAUUUUAAUUUUCCAAAUUUUGUGCUUUCAUAGCAUAAACUCAUCUAGCAAAAUUGACAGUGUAUAUCAAAUUUUCAAAACUAUACUGUAGGUAUAAUUCCUUUGACUUCUUGCUUCUCAAUUUUUUCCAACUGUAAGGUGCAAUCGUGUAAAUUUCAGGUGCUUCUAGCUACAUUCGAUCUCAUACAUGUUGAUGUAUUUUUAUUACUAUUUAUAAUAAAUUUUUAAAAAAUAUGUUGACCGGUGUAUAAGGUAUUUUUUAUUAAGUCCACGCAUGAUGGUACUAAGUGACAAUGUGCAAUUGGUAGGUAAUGGUGACAGAAUCAGGGUACCGUAUUUAUUGUUCCACUGUGUGCAUUUCAACUGCAAAUAUCCUUACAAGCUUAAAACUAAAGUCAAUGCAAUUAUACUUGGUAAAUAAACACACUACAUACUGUACCAUGAGGACUAACUAUGAAGGCUAUAGGUAUUUGGAAUUCAAUUUUUGUCAUCCUGUAAUUUAAAAAACAGCUACUGAAUAUACUAAAAGCUAUAAUGCUCAAGGAAUAAGAUACUGAUGUUUUCUAGCAAACACUAAAGUUAUGUUGUACUAUGAAAGAAUGUUGUACUACUAAAGAAUGAUUUAUAUAAUGGUUGGAGCCAUUCUGUGGGUUGCCAAGUUGUGGAUGGAGCUUUGACAGCAUGCUUGCCUUGAUGGUUGUUAGCACAGCAGUGGGAAAUCCUUGAUAAGUGGGGACUUUGCGUGGCUACUUUUUAUACUGACAGCUUAGUGGGGUUCAUUGUAGAGGGUGACCACACUUACAGCUCGUCAAGGACUACCCGCUACUAUGCUCACAACUAACAAAGCAAAUAAUUUGUACUACAAACUUUACUAACAACUUGCCAAUGUACAGAAUGAUUCUUCAACACAUCCACCCCCUCAAAUUACCACAUCUUUUCAACAGAAAAAUAUAUUUAGAUUAUAAAUUUAGCUUGGAAAAAUAAUAAAAUUUAGAUUACUGGAAAACAAAAUCUUAUUUAUGUUGAUGUAACAACAAUUCUACAAAAACAAAUGUCUAUAAUCUGCAAUAAGGAUUACUGUGAUUUAGUAAAGGCCAUAGUUUGUAAUGAAACUGGUAAUUUUGAAGAAAUCAAAGUCUGAGCAAUUGGAUACAACUUCCUUAUUACAUCUGAAUGCUUGGUCUUAGUGUGUUAAUUGCUUUCUUGUACCAUAUAUUCAGUUCGAACAAACAAAUCUAGCAUCAUUGAAAAACAACCUGGUGAAGAUUUAAAUUGUUGAAAUACAUUUUUUUAAACCCCAAGAUGCUUGUAAGAAUUGGCCUAACUUGCAGUUAAUGCCCGUGGAAACUGUAUGUAAUUCUUUGUGAUAUGUCCAAUAUGCUAAUUUUAUUCUGGUACAAAUUGCUAUAAAAUUUUAAAAUUCCAACCAUGAAGUGUUAAAUAAUUUUUUAAGUUUAUAUCCAAUUCAUGAAAUUUGUUCAUUUUUCUCAAAUAUAAUAUUGAGCAUUGUAACGUGUAGUUUAAAAUCAAGCACAGAAAAGUGUAGAGUAUUAGCAUUUUGGCAAUAUUGGUGAUGGGACACAAUUUUAAGGUUUAUGUAUAGAAUAUUACACAAUGUAGCCAGUUACACAAAACAAUGUCUUUCUUCAGUACAAAUUAAAUGUCCAGAAUCUGUACAUCCACUGUAAAAAGGUUAGUGUAAAAAAUUGAACAUACUGUAUUUUAUGUUGCACAAAAUAAAUCAUAGUUUGGCA
Macrobrachium nipponense is the source of this 3962-nucleotide messenger RNA. Its product is annotated as broad-complex core protein isoforms 1/2/3/4/5-like. Lineage: Eukaryota; Metazoa; Arthropoda; Malacostraca; Decapoda; Palaemonidae. Gene Ontology annotation, biological process: regulation of transcription by RNA polymerase II. Gene Ontology annotation, molecular function: protein binding. The coding region runs from base 344 to 1495 and encodes 383 amino acids. Gene Ontology annotation, cellular component: nucleus. The record is from RefSeq and is a predicted model, not a curated record. The transcript is spliced from 9 exons.